AUGGCUUUGGACCUAUUCUUCCCGCACCGGUCGGGCCGUAACUAUUGGGAUGUGUGGCGAUGGCCGGAGAACCUGUUCGGCCAACACUUCGGACUCGACGUGAACGAGAUGUUGGCGGCCGGGGGUCUCCGUAGCGGCGCCGGCGGGUCACAAGUGGUGAACGCCGGCGACCGGUUCGCCGUACGACUUGACUGUCAGCACUUCACACCGGAAGAGAUUACCGUCAAAGUGGUCGACCAUCAGCUCGUCAUACACGGCAAGCACGAGGAGCGCACCGAUAGUCACGGAUGGAUUCAACGAGAAUUUACGCGCCGG
Messenger RNA from Oppiella nova, 315 nucleotides. Lineage: Eukaryota; Metazoa; Arthropoda; Arachnida; Sarcoptiformes; Oppiidae. The record is from the annotation of a GenBank genome assembly.